Caenorhabditis angaria is the source of this 3817-nucleotide messenger RNA. Lineage: Eukaryota; Metazoa; Nematoda; Chromadorea; Rhabditida; Rhabditidae. The record is from the annotation of a GenBank genome assembly.
AUGAAGAAAAUUCACAAAAUUUCUAGUGAAACGGGUAAAAAACAGCUUCCAAUACAAGAAAAACAAAGAAAACAGAAAACUAAAUUCAAAAAAUUCGAGAAGAAGGAGAAGGAGGAAGGAGGACACACAAAAAGCGUCAGCCAAGCGCAGUUGGCGCAUUUGGUGUUGACACGAGGAAAAAGAGGAAAAGAGGAAAAGAACAAGAUUACAUGUAUAUACAUAUAUAUAAUAUAUAUAUAUAUAUAUACAUAUAUAUAUGUAUAUAUGUCUUUCCCUGUUCUCUCCCUCUUUUCUCGCAAGCAACCGCGCUCUACCGCACACCCUUAAGGGAUAGCGAGUAUUCAAUAUUGUGUUGCACACACACACACAACUGUUUUUUUGUUUUUUUUGUGUUCUCUUGGUUUAUGUUUGUUUCUUAUCCUUUUUUUUCUUUUUUUUUUGAAAUUUUCUAGAAAGUGCAGUGAAAAUAUUUUGGAACUCAAUUUUUACUUUUCAGGUAAUACUUGUCGAAUUGCUAUUCACGUUGUGAAAAUGAACCAACAACUUUUCAUGCCCUUUAACUCGAAUGCUGUCAACAAUGUGAGCUUUUUUUUUUCAAAUGAAAAUUAGAAAAUAUAUAAAAUGAAAUUUUUUCAGGAUAGCUCAGCAAUAUCUCCCACAGUUCGCCAUUAUAACCACCAACAAAAUGAUGCCGAAAAUUAUCCAAAUCGCGCGUGGAAGGUAAGUUUAUCAAAUUUCUACGACGAUUCAAAAAAAAAAUCAAUAAUUUUUCAGAACCAAGGCUCUCCAGGAACCCAAAAUCUCGAAACGGUUGAAGCGAUUGAAUCGAUUAGAAAACUCGAAGGACCCGAAUACAAUGCUCUCGGGUUUUCGGGAAAAAAUGCCUUUCCAUCUCUGAGACUUUGCCAAGUCAAUUAUAAUCAAGGAAACAUGUUGAAUCUUGGACAAUUUGCCGAAACAUCCGAUUCUGUUGGUAAAAUGAAGAAGCAAAAUGAAGGAGGUGUCAAGAUGUCAGGUAAGAGAUUUUUCUAGAGAGAGAGUUCUACGAAUUUUUCCAACAAAUUCAUGAACAUAUCCUGAACUUUGUAGAUUUUUCUAGAUUUCCUAGAUGCUUUCCAAAGUUUUUGAAAAUUAAAAUUGUAUAUUUCCAGAGAUUGGAUGCUCGUCAGUCAAAUCAUCAAAUCGAAGCAACAGUUUGUCAAUCGCAUCGUUGAAAUUAGAUCAACUCAACAUGAAAGAUGAUGGAUUCAGUGGAAUUGUGAAUGUUGGAAUUGAUUCUGGAAGAUCUGCUCCAUCUGCAGAACACGAUGUUCCCCAAAAACCUUCGAAUCAUAUUGGAAAUCAGAACAAAGGAGAUCUUGGUGGCUCGUCGGACAAAUUUUACAAUUUUGUACCUAAUCUCGCGAAAAAGAAUCGAUUCGAAUCACCAGCACAACAAAAUCCACCGAUUCUUGAAACAACAACAGGAUUGAUCAGUAGAUCGAUGAAAUUGGAAUCGGUGUCGUCGGCACACUUGGCUGUUAACCAUCAGGCUUCCAAAUUCGCUGAACUCGCUGAACAGCACACGUCACAAUCUGCUCCGAACAAAUCUCGUAAAAUUAUUAAGUAUCCCUGUGAAGUUCGUUGUCUCUCCACAAAAAAGGCAUCGGGAAUUAUGGUUAAUGAAAAGCAAGCGGAACAUGUCUCGGAAGCCCUGGUCAAAAAUGGAACAAGCUCGAAUUCAUCUAGUGUGAAAUUGGUGAGUGGAGAUAAGAAACCGGAAUAGGACUCGUUUCACAUUUUUGAAAUAAAAAUCAAUACAUAUUUUUUUUCAGUGCGAGACGAAGGAAAAAGUUUGGAUCCCGUGCAAUGUUCGACAACUCUCUAAUCAGAAUGCUGGAACAACUACAACAACAACAUUUAGAAGACCAAUUGUCAAAUAUCGAAUUAAUCCACGGGUUCUGACAAAUCGCAACAAGUCGGCUCCUGAAAAUCCAAUAACCGCACCACAAGUCACUCAAGAGGAACAAUUGAUGCCUGGAAAUCGAAUGAAAGUGGUGGUUAGAAAUGGAAAAGAUGUCUGCAAGUCAGGUAAGAGAUUUUUUUCAGAGAGGAUUCUACGAAUUUUUCCCAGCUUCUCACAAAUUUAUGAACAUAUCCUGAAUUUUGUAGAUUUUUCUAGAAAGUUCAGAAAAUAUCCUAGAUUUCCUAGAUGCUUUCCAAAGUUUUUGAAAAUAAAAAUUAUAUAUUUCCAGAGAUUGGAUGCUCGUCAGUCAAAUCAUCAAAUCGGAGCAACAGUUUGUCAAUCGCAUCGUUGAGAUUAGAGCAACUCAACUCGAAAGAUGAUGUAUUUGGUGGAAUUGCGAAUGCUGGAAUCGAUUCUGGAGAAUCACCUUCAUCUACAGAACACGAUGUUUCGAAGAAACCUUUGAAUUAUGUUGGAAAUCAGAACAAAGGAGAUCUUGGUGGCUCGUCGGACAAAUUUUCGAAUUUUGUACCUAAUCUCGCGAAAAAGAAUCGAUUCGAAUCACCAACACAACAAAAUCCGCCGAAUUUUGAAACAACAACUGGAUUGAUCAGUAGAUCGAUGAAAUUGGAGAUAAUGUCAUCGGCACACUUGGCUGUUAAUCAUCAGGCUCCCGAUUCCGCUGAAUUCGCUGAACAAAAGGCAAAAGAUUUGUCAGAUUUUCCUAAGAAAUUGAUCAAAGGCAAUGUUGGCACUGUUGAAUUGAGUGGAACACAAGAAGAUGCAACAACAUUUAAAAGAGCAAUUGUCAAAUAUCGAAUUUAUCCACGAGUUCUGACAAAUCGCAACAAGUCGGCUCCUGAAAAUCCAAUAACCGCACCACAAGUCACUCAAGAGGAACAAUUGAUGCCUGGAAAUCGAAUGAAGGUGGUGGUUAGAAAUGGAAAAGAUGUUUGGAAGUCAGGUAAGAGAUUUUUCUAGAGAGGAUUCUACAAUUUUUCCAAGCUUCUCACAAAUUCAUGAACAUAUCCUGAACUUUGUAGAUUUUUCUAGAUUUCCUAGAUGCUUUCCAAAGUUUUUGAAAAUAAAAAUUUGUUUUUUCCAGAUAUUGGAUGCUCGUCAGUCAAAUCAUCAAAAUUGAGCAACAGUUUGUCAGUUUCGACGAUGAAGUUAGAUCAACUCAACUCGAAAGAUGAUGGAUUCAGUGGAAUUGUGAAUGCUGGAAUUGAUUCUGGAGAAUCACCUUCAUCUACAGAAAUUAUUCAUCACGAUGUUCCCCAAAACCCUUUGAAUCAUAUUGGAAAUCAGAACAAAGGAGAUCUUGGUGGCUCGUCGGACAAAUGUUCGACUUUUGUACCUAAUCUCGCGAAAAAGAAUCGAUUCGAAUCACCAGCACAACAACAUCCGCCGUCGGCACACUUAGAUGUUAACCAUCAGACUCACAAUUUCGCUGAACAAAAGGUAAAAGAUUUGUCAGCUUUGCCGGAAUCCGCUAAGAAAUUGAUCAAAGUUUUUGAAAUAAAAAUCAAUACAUAUUUUUUUCAGUACGAGGCGGAGAAAGUUUGGAUCCCGUGCAUUGUUCGACAACUCUCUAAUCAGAAUACAGGAACAACUACAACAACAACAUUUAGAAGACCAAUUGUCAAAUAUAGAAUCCAUCCACGGGUUCUGACAAAUGGAUACAAGUCAACAGCUGCUGAAAAUCCAAUAACCGCACCACAGUUUACUCAACAAGAAAAACAAAUAAUUGAUGAGGGAAGGAUGAAGGUGACCACUCGGAAAUUGACUUUGCCAGCAGCUGUGACACCAAUUCCACCCAAACCCAAAAUCUGGAUCCCGGUGAGAGUUCGCCAAUUGUCAAAAAAACAAUAG